UCAGUGGUGUUCACAUAUCCGCCAUCUUGUUUUACCUCAGUUGUUGUAGAGAUUACUACCUUGUAUUCGCUUUUCCUCGCUGUUUCUACACUUUAUUCCGCAACAGAAAAGAACUAAACGUUCAAUGGAGUGCAGGCGAAGGAUUUUAUGGCGUUUGGGUUGAAGAAGAGGUUAAAUUGACCGUUCAAUGUUGGUUUUCCGAGAGGCGAAAACGAUGCCCGUGCAGCAGAUUGUCGUGAACCCAGUGACUCCUCAACAAACCAACAACAAGGAUAGAAAAAAUUCUAAACCAAAGUCAACAGACGGGCAAGCAACAAUACCAACCACGGAAAACAUUAACGAUAAGCCUAAAACACCACCCAAGAAGAGCAUAUCAAUGACUUCAAUGACAUCGUCAAUGGAGAUCUGUAGAAUAUGCCACUGUGAGGCAGAGCCGGACCAGCCUCUGAUUUCGCCUUGUGUGUGUGCUGGUUCUUUGCAGUAUGUACAUCAGAGCUGUCUGCAGAGAUGGAUUAAGAGUUCAGACACUAAGAAAUGUGAACUGUGUAAAUAUGAGUUCCGCAUGGAAUCCAAGAUGAAGCCCAUCACAAAGUGGAAAGCUCUGGACAUGACAAGAAGUGAGCGGCGUAAGAUUCUGUGCUCUGUGUCAUUUCAUGUUAUUGCAAUCACAUGCGUUGUGUGGUCACUGUGGGUUCUGAUAGAGCGGACUGCAGAGGAGAUCAGGGAGGGGCAGUUAGACUGGCCUUUCUGGACCAAGCUAGUGGUGGUAGCUAUUGGAUUCACAGGUGGUCUGGUCUUCAUGUAUGUACAAUGCAAAGUGUAUGUACAGCUCUGGAAACGCCUCAGAGCAUUCAACCGUAUCAUCUUAGUCAAGGAUGUUCCACAAGAAGGCCCAGAGAAUAUUUAAUUAUGGCUCCUCUUCACUAUAAAUACAGGUAGAUGUUUCAAUACUGAGCUACUGCUUUCUGCAGAUUUAAACUACGUGUAUUACCCAAAGCAGCUUGCCUGCAUAAGGGGCCAUUAUGUUAUCCUCUUGGUGUGAUUUUGCCUAUCAGUUUGAUGCAGAAGUCUGUGUUAAAGCAGCACUUGAUGGACCAAGCAAUAGCUGCAGUUAGCAGUACAGCUCUGAUGUAAUAGUAGUCUUGUUUUUCUCUAAACCACAGAAGGGCUGCAGUCUCCUUUAGUGGUAGUGGUUCGAAAAGGCCUAUAUUAACAAGGGCCAUUAUGGUACUUUGUUGCAAAGAGAAUUACUGCAUGACAGAAUACAUACUGUACAAUAGUUUUGAAUACAGAUCAAUCAUACAUAAAAUUAGCAUGUCCACUUUAAGUGGUGAGUGUUAAACCACACUUAAUAAAUUUUUAAUUGCAAGUGUGAGCUUAGCAAGUUAUGAAAAACAUGUACUUGCUUUAUACAGACUCCAUAGGUUAGGUUGAGUAGCCUGCAAGAUGCAUAGUACAUUAUUGGAUAUCUAAGGUAAUGGUGUCUUAAUUUUCUGCAAGGACUAAUGGACACAACAAGUGCAAAAUGAGGUUCCUUGCCAUUUCUGAAAAGAGGAAAAGAAAAAAAAUUAAACUUGGCUCGUAAGUCAUGUACAUAAUUGAGAGGAAGUGGAAGUCUAUUUGUUCAGGAAGGUGAAGUUUUUGUGUGUCUGAAUUUUCCUGUGGGGGAGAGUAAAGGAUGUCAUUGAGUAAUGACUCAGUGCACCUCCUAUAAAAAUAUUAACUCAACUCAGAUGUUCUUGUGCAAUGAAUUUUUGUCUUACCUUAUUCAAAUGCUGUCUGGCUUCUCAGGUUUUUGAAUUGUGUUUUUUUUCUUCAUUAUACAUGUACAUGUACACUGUAAAGUGCUAAGUUGAACAGUCUUGACCACUCAUGACAAACUAGAACAGAACACUUAUAACACGCCAGCAUUGUGUGUGUUAUGCUUAAACACUGUUUGUUUAAUGAUGAAAAUUGGCUAGCUAAAAUGCCCAUCAAGAAUUGUGAUGGGUUUGUUUCGAUGCAACAGUUGAUUGGUCUUUGCUUGAAUGUUCAGUUCAUCAGUGGCAAACUGAUCAAAAGUGAGUCGUAUAACAGAGUCAGAAAUGUUUACUCUUUAGAUUGUAAUGAGCUAUCCUGCUAGACAGUUGUGACACUCACACAGAACGCCAGGUAUAGUAAAGUGAACUUAAACACAUUUGACUUGCUUUUUUGUAGUCUCUGUUGACAUACAUGCAUUCUUCAGUGGUCUGUUUUUUUUAUAGCCCUAGUACGAAGACAUCUUGAUACAUGUACAAUUUUAGUUGUGUUGCUAUUUUUUGCUUUCAUCAUCUGCUUGGCUGUUUACAUGUGCUAUAUCAGUGUAUGGACAUGUAUUCAUGCCUUGUUCAGAAAUGCUAUUUAAUUAUAUUUGUUUUGUUUUUUCGGUUAAAAAUAAGCUAGGUAUCAGUUAAUUAAUUAGUAAACUAAGUACUUAACACACCAAUUACUACAAAUCCAGAAGAAAUAAUCCUAGUCCUUAUUACAUCUUUCAGGCCUGGAUGUGAAUCAGAAUUCUAUUGCUAAGUAAUCUACAUUUGUUUCUUGUUGUAUUGUUUUAGAGAGGUUGAUAUUUUUUCAAGAUACAGUUGAACCUCGCUAUUUCAAACUCUCAGGGGAAGCGAAAAAUAGUUCGAAAUAGCAGGAGUUUGAAAUAGUGGAUAGUAAAUGACUGAAGGGUUAAUCCAAGGGAAAAGGUGUUGAGUUCGAAAUAACGGGGAAUUGGAAAUAACCGAGUUCGAAUUAGCGGGGUCUAACUGUACUCAAUUUUUUUUACUCUCGUAACUAAACAUGACUUCUUUAGUUUGCCAGAUAUCCUGAAAACAAGUUAGCUGGUACUUAUCUCCAGGGCUGAAACGAUUUGUGGUUUUAUUUUCAAUUUUUAGACUGGACUUCAAAACGCAGACCUUCCCAUAGCUAGCCCGAGAAAACAUCUCUUGUUUCACUUUCAAUUCGUACCUUGCAAGUUAGGCCUCUGAAAUUUGCUUUGAAGAAUUACAUACUGAUGAAGUGGCACUUUUUAAUAGAGUUAUUGGACAUUGCAGAACAAGAAAAUUAACAAGUUGAACAAAACCAAAAAAUGGGGGGAACAAAAAAUUGAGAAAGGGUGCGCGUGCAAGGUGCCUGAGUCGGGCUGCAGUUGUUUAAGUAGUCUCUCAUUAUCUGUUAUUUAACAGGUCACUUUCGAUAUAUUAAAAUUCUGCUUAAUAGUGAGGCCUAGAGGACACAAACAAAAGAAAUGAACAAACAUACUUUUCAAUUCCCUUUGUUUGUGUCCUCUAGGCUUCACCGCCAAACUGAAUUUAAUAUAUCGAAAAGUCUAUUCCACGUGCAAGUAAUAACCAAUUAGACUACGCGAAUGCUAGAAGAGGUACUUCAUCAGUGUGGUAUCAUAGUUAAUAGAGGAAAAUGGUUAGGAAGGCCGGUAAAUAUCAAAGAAGUAAACAAACAGGCUGAGAUUUAUGUCGGAAGGUCCUUGACUCUGCACAUCUUGUUUUAUGCUCAUAGACUAUGCUUAAUCGCAAUGCUUCCAUUGGCUAUUUGUAUGAGCUCACAUAGCCACUUUUUGUUUUCAGUUUUUGUUUUUGUUUUGUUUUUUUUUUUUGCGCGGUUUUGUGUAGGGUCAACCCCCAAAUAGCCAACGAAAACAUACAGCAAAGAACUUUUCCCGGUUUCCUAACCACUUCCCUUUAUUAACUAUGGUGGAAUCUAGUUAGCAUGCGAGUAGAGAUGUUUGGUGUCUCUAACGUCAUGGCAAGUCGUACAUGUGAGCUCCAUGUGAGUUGUAACAUGUUGUAUUUAGACGUAAAUUACAUGGUUGUAAAUAUUACAUUUCGUCAAGUUAUUUUUGUAUGUUGUAGUCGAUCCAACUUCCUCAAGUAAAAGUGUAAAUAAGUAAAUCCAAAUAAAGUGACCGUUGGUUCUGCUUCACGUAAA
This is a messenger RNA of Orbicella faveolata, 3954 nucleotides long. Its product is annotated as E3 ubiquitin-protein ligase MARCHF8-like. Gene Ontology annotation, molecular function: zinc ion binding. NCBI's taxonomy places the organism in Eukaryota, Metazoa, Cnidaria, Anthozoa, Scleractinia, Merulinidae. The record is from RefSeq and is a predicted model, not a curated record.